This is a messenger RNA of Nyctereutes procyonoides (raccoon dog), 3499 nucleotides long. RefSeq names its product rhomboid domain containing 1 (gene RHBDD1). Gene Ontology annotation, molecular function: serine-type endopeptidase activity. Gene Ontology annotation, cellular component: membrane. Bases 308 to 1255 code for a protein of 315 amino acids. NCBI's taxonomy places the organism in Eukaryota, Metazoa, Chordata, Mammalia, Carnivora, Canidae. The record is from RefSeq and is a predicted model, not a curated record. The transcript has 8 exons.
GCAGAUGCAACCGGAAGGCCGGCUCCUUGGCCGCAGCGGGUCCUCUCCGCUCGUCCGCACGUCCAGUCCCACGCCGCUCCUUGGCUUCACGCGCCCCGGGGACCUGGAGCGCUCGGUAUCCGGCGCCUGUGCGUGAUGACGCACACACGCGCCACGACGUGGGGACGCAGGCGGGUCGUAGAGAGCGUGAGUUUCUGCGUCUGUUCGGUGCCCCUCGCGUCGUCGGUGCUGCCCGGUUCAGCUGCCGGUACAUCUUUCCAGAUUCCUAAAGCCUGACCACAUUUUCCCAUCACUGGGUUGAUAAACCAUGCAGCGGAGAUCAAGGGGAAUUAAUGCUGGACUUAUUCUGCUUCUCUCUCAAAUCUUCCAUGUUGGAAUCAACAAUAUUCCACCUGUCACCCUAGCAACUUUGGCUCUCAACGUCUGGUUCUUCUUGAAUCCUCUGAAACCACUGUAUGAGUCCUGUCUUAGCGUGGAGAAGUGUUACCAGCAAAAAGACUGGCAGCGCUUACUGCUUUCUCCUCUUCACCAUGCAGAUGAUUGGCAUUUGUAUUUCAAUAUGGCAUCCAUGCUCUGGAAGGGAAUAAAUCUGGAAAGAAGGCUAGGAAGUAGAUGGUUUGCCUACAUCAUCGUCACCUUCUCCCUACUCACCGGAGUGGUGUACCUGUUCUUGGAAUUUGCUCUUGCAGAAUUUACGGAUGAACCUGGCUUCAGAAGGAACUGUGCUGUAGGUUUCUCAGGAGUUUUGUUUGCUUUGAAAGUUCUUAACAACCAUUAUUGCCCUGGAGGCUUUGCCAACAUUUUGGGCUUUCCUGUACCCAACAGAUUUGCUUGUUGGGCAGAACUUGUGGCUAUUCAUUUCAUCUCACCAGGGACUUCCUUCGCCGGGCAUCUGGCCGGGAUUCUCGUUGGACUCAUGUAUACUCACGGGCCUCUGAAGAAAAUAAUGGAAAAAUGUGCAGGCAUUUUCCCCUCCAAUAUUCAUUAUCCAGGACAGCAGCACCACUUUAAUAGUUCAGGCUACUCCGGAUACCAGGAUUAUUACCCAUAUGGCAGGCCAGGUUACCCUGAAGAGGCACCCAUGAACUAUAAUGCCUACACAGCAGGACUCAGUGAGGAGGAACAGCUGGAGAGAGCAUUAAGAGCCAGCCUCUGGGACCGAGGAAAUAGGCCGAGCCCUCCGCCCUACGGGUUCCAUCUCUCACCAGAAGAGGAGAUGAGAAGGAAGAGGCUCCACAGAUUUGACAGCCAGUGAGGUGGCACAGCAUCUUGGACAAGAGUGGUCCAAUUGCGUGUUGACCACCCAUUUGGUUCAUCCCCCAAGCCCCAACUUCACACCAAAGCAGAGUGCAGCCUUACCUGCCGUCUGUUUCUGCUCAUCGUCCCAUGGCCUCUUUGGGUCUCCAUGCACCAGCACACCGACUUGUCCGGAAACCAGCCUUCUGGAUGCAGCUCACAGCCCUCAGGAAGCGGCCCUCCUGCUGGCCUGGUCCCCCUCAUGGGCAAAAGGGCAUUUCCUCCACGCAGGGACCGGUCGCCACAUGCCUCUCUCAUGCUGCUAGCUCAGCGGUGCCUCUGCCUUGUUCUCUUUGUGAAGACUAUGACUUUCUCCAGCUUGGGAGAUCGCACCCCCAUUCUUCCCAGCGUGCCCAGUAUUCAACCUGGCCGGAAGUGACAAGCCAUCCCCAGUCCUCCCUGACACGUUGCCGUGAUGACAUUCCAGGAGCAUCAUGUGGCUCCUGUAACAACGUUAUUGGGGUCACCCCUGCCCAAGUGCCUUGGCUCCUCAGGCCCUUACGCCUGGGUGGUGUUGACUGUGUACCGACUUUGUUUUUAUGUGGCUCUGCCUUUAUGAGUGUUUGGCUGGAAAAGCUUGGGUAGGACCUCAGGUGGGUGAUCACUACACACUCUGUUAGAUACCAGGUGGCACCGACAUUUCAGGCUCACAGCAGCCUCUCCGGUGACAGGAUAGGUUCCCAGAGAUGGGACCCGUGUUAGCUAACCAGUCAGGAGGGCAGCAGCAGGUGCUACAGGCAGAGUAAAGCAAAGUCGUUCAAGUGGUCACUGAGAAAUCCCUCUUGAGAUGGGUUUUUUUUUUCCCCCUCAUAAAAAGUGCCUUUUAAAUGGCCACCGUAACAGCCACUUGUCCUGCCCAGGUGUCCAAGUUCCCCCGGGCCCCCUGCAGUGUUAGAACCACAGGCCGUCCACGGCACUCAAGGUGGGUCCUGGUGCUUGUGGUUCGUGAAUACAAAGACCAAGUCAGGUAUCACCGAUGCCCUGUUGUCACUGAGAUAUUUAUUUCUAAAGAGAGUUGGAAGCCCAAAAGGAUCCUCCUGUUUUCAUGUAUGUUUCUAACAUUUGUAUAUAGUUUUCUGAUUAUAAAAGUAAUAUAUCUGCCUUAUCUAUGCAUAAAGCAAAAUCUGAAGGAAAUAUACAUUAACUGAGCUUAUCUUUGGGGGUUAGAGCACGUAGGAUUUUGCUUUCUGGGUUUUUUUAUGAUUUUAUACUGCAGUCUUUUUAAAAUGUGUGUAUUUGUAUGUAUAUGUAUUGCUUUUGCAAUCAGGAAAACUGAUUUAUGUGAUAGUAAAGCAAGAACUAUACAACCAGGAGAACAGAAUAAGUACUAGGUCUCCGCUGAGAAAAAAAAAUCACAAUACAAAAAAUACAAAUCCAUGUACAACUUUAAAAUCAUAAAUCAACUAUCUUCUCACCACUUUAGGUCCCCAAGGUUAACAUUUUGGGGACAUGACUUUCUCACUUUUUCUUUGUACAUGUGUGACAAGCUUGGAGCCUCCCAACUCUGCGGCUUGGUGUCUGGCUCCUGAUCUGAACGGAUCUAGGAGGAGAGGCUCUGACACCUGCGUACAAACAAGCAAAGAAAACCCGCGAGUCCUGGGAGCACUUUGACCUGCGCAAGGAUACCUGGGCUCCGCGGUUUAAUUUAUAACCGAUGUGACGCUGCUUGCAGCCUGUUUAUAAUAUAAAUCAUAUCUGCGAGUCCGGUAGCCUUAAACAUGUUAAAAUGUUCAAGUUAAAGGUCAUUUCUCUCGCUCCCAACCUCUACGGGUUUGACUUCCAUUCCCCCGUUAGACGCACCCUCAUUCUUACACUGUCUUCUCCUGGCGGGAGGUGAAGGUAAUUCUGUGAUAGCACUGAUGUCUUGCCAUGUUAUUGAUUGUGCACAACUGCACAAAUAUGUGCCUUCGACGCGGGGAGCGUAGACUGUGUGAAUGGCUCGGGGACAAGGACGGUGUCUUAUCUUUCUGCACUGUCCCUCUCUCCCCGGCCACCACCCAAAGGCUUGGCCCCGGCUCCUUGGAGGCACUCACUGAAUGUUUUCCCACCAAAGUCCAACCACUGUUUAUGGAAGUAUUUUUCUUAACUGCUGUUGAGUCUGGUAGGAGUUCGGUGUAGUAGCUCCUCACUCUAUCUGUAUACAGGUAGACACCAUUGUUGUAUUCUGUGUGGCAUGAGUAAUAAAAUACGCACACCUUCUUUA